Molecule: messenger RNA, 5460 nt
Organism: Arctia plantaginis
Lineage: Eukaryota; Metazoa; Arthropoda; Insecta; Lepidoptera; Erebidae
Source: the annotation of a GenBank genome assembly
AUGGCGGUGUACGUGCUAUGGUUGUUAGCUGCGUUAGCACCGCUGCUUGAAGUCAACACACAAAGGUAUGAUCCGAACUACGAAGGCUAUGAUUGGAGAUAUAACAAUCAGAUUCAAGGGCCUGACCAGAGACAAGAGAUAAACUCAAAUCCAAGCAAUACAUAUUCAUACGGUACUUACGGUUUGUCGAAUCGACCAGAUAUAUCUCCGCCUCCGCCUCCAGGUCCGGUAUCGGAUGAUGAAACAAGUAGAAGUCUUAGUUAUACAAUAUAUGACCCUGUGACCAGGCAACGCAGUAUAGAGCGCAAUUGUACUGCAAAAGGAUGUUGUGUACCGAAGUGUUUUGCUGAAAAGGGUAACAGGGGUUUUCCUGGCAUGCUUGGACCUCCAGGUGCUCCAGGUCUUCCUGGACAUGAAGGUCCAGAAGGUCCGCAAGGUCCUAAAGGUGCAAAGGGGCAGAUGGGUAAUCCAGGGCCUAGAGGACCAAAGGGUGACCGCGGAAAGCCUGGUGAAAUCGGUUUUGUUGGAAGAACUGGACCUCCUGGACCUCAAGGUGAACCUGGUCGAAUAGGUCAAGCCGGUAGAGACGGUUGCAAUGGUACAGAUGGAGAACCUGGUCCUAUGGGAUAUCCAGGUGCACAGGGUCCCCGUGGUUAUCCUGGUGCAAGAGGUGACAAAGGAGACAAAGGAGAAUCUGCAUACACUGGUAGAUAUCCAAAGGGACAGAAAGGAGAACCGGGUGCUGAUGGACAACUAGGAAGACCGGGUCCUGCCGGACCAACUGGUCCUCCUGGAUUGCAAGGGCCAAAAGGAAAUCUUGGACCUAUGGGUGCUCCUGGUCCAAGAGGUGACAAAGGUGCUAAAGGUUCUAAGGGUCUAGCCAUACCAGGUGACAAAGGAGAACGAGGUGAUCAAGGUGACAGAGGUCAAACUUGCCCUCCUGUAACGUUACCGGGAGACGACGAUAAGGGCCCCCCAUUUGUCAAAGGCAUUCAAGGAGACAUGGGUGCCAAGGGUGAGAAAGGAGAACCGGGACCAAUGGGUGAUAAAGGUGAUACGGGUCUUACUGGAGAAGCAGGUCGCCCAGGUCAAAUGGGUAUCAAGGGAGAAAAAGGACUUAGGGGAAACCCUGGUGAAAGAGGUCGAGAUGGAAUGUAUGGUGCUUCAGGACCUCAAGGAAAGAAAGGAGAUAGAGGAAAUGAUGGAAUAGCUGGUUUAGAUGGAAGACCAGGCAGUAAAGGUGAGCCUGGAAAGCAUGGAUCACAAGGACCCCGUGGUAUGAAGGGUGUUCCAGGUGCACCUGGUGGACGUACUGGAUCUCGUGGACCACCAGGUCCUCAAGGGCCAAGAGGUUACCAGGGUAGACCUGGACCUAAAGGAACAGAUGGCAUCCCAGGAGAAAAGGGUGACAUGGGACCUAUGGGUCCUCAGGGUGGACAAGGUGAACCCGGUAAUACUGGUAUUGAAGGGCCUGCUGGUGCUAAAGGAGAAAAGGGUGAACCAGGACGAGUAGGGCAACAAGGAGAUCUGGGACCUCGUGGUUUUCAAGGACCUCAGGGUCCUCAGGGCCCAAGAGGGCCUAGAGGUGAAGACGGUAUUUCUAUUCCUGGUCAACCGGGUCAAAGCGGCUUACCUGGCUUACACGGAGAAAAAGGUGCCAAAGGUGAAAAGGGAUACAUCGGAAUAAGGGGAUCGCCUGGUAAUUCCAGCUUAGGCACACCUGGUAGCCCGGGAGAAAUCGGACCUCCAGGAGAAAAAGGAGAAAAGGGUAGUCCAGGUUUUGAUGGUGUCCCAGGAAAUCCUGGCAGUAAAGGAGAUACUGGCGGACGUUGUAAUGAAUGUUUUCCUGGAUCUCGAGGAGACAAAGGAGAUCGAGGUAUGAGUGGCCUUCCAGGUGCAACAGGCGAUCGCGGACUUCCCGGCCCACCUGGAAUCAAUGGUGAAAGAGGCGCUGAUGGAAUGAACGGUAUGCCUGGUGCUCCAGGAGCUCCGGGUGAACGCGGUGACGAAGGAGCUAUAGGACCACGAGGAUACAAAGGAGAAGACGCAUACGUUGCGUCGAAUAUAGUUAAAGGUCCACCCGGAGAGAAAGGAGAGCAAGGUGAGCCUGGGCCAGCUGGCCCUAAAGGAGACAAAGGAGUUGCUGGCCAGAAAGGCAUGACAGGACCCGUUGGCAUGCCCGGAUUAAAGGGAGAUCAUGGUCUCAAUGGACAACCUGGAACAGAUGGUAUACCGGGAUCAGAUGGAAAUCCUGGCACGCCUGGUAGGGAUGGAAUAUCUGUAAAGGGAGAAAAAGGUGCAGCAGGACUAUUUGGACAAAAGGGAGAAAAAGGAUAUCCAGGACGAUAUGGUAUUAAAGGUGAACCUGGAAAGUGUCCAGUGGAUUUAGAUAAGCUUACAAGAGGCGAUAGAGGCGCUCCCGGAGCUCCAGGACCUCAAGGAUUUCCAGGUGAAAAAGGAGAUAAGGGUGAUCUAGGUGUUUCGGGCCGCCCAGGUGAAAAAGGAAAAACAGGUUUGCCUGGUCAGCCUGGACGAGUAGGUCCAAGAGGUCUUACUGGAGCUAGAGGAGACAAAGGUGAUAUGGGAGUAAGCGGUUUCCCGGGCACACCGGGAGAAGCAGGUGUCAGAGGUAUGCCAGGCACACCUGGACUUAAGGGUGAUAAAGGUGAAAUUGGUUUGUCUAUGCCAGGACCACCUGGUCCUAGUGGACUUACGGGUGAAAAGGGUGACAAAGGUAAUAGAGGCACUCCUGGUACACCUGGUGCUGAAGGUUUUCCUGGUCCUGUUGGAUUAAAUGGUGAAAAGGGAGACCAGGGUCCUAUAGGGCGGCCAGGCAUACCUGGAGCUCAAGGUCAGAAAGGUGACACUGGUCCAAUUGGACCUGUCGGCAGUCCUGGUACUCCGGGCGUACCUGGACGAGAUGGACUUAAGGGUCAACAAGGGUACCCAGGACUUGUAGGAAAACCAGGAGUAAUAGGAUUACCAGGUGCAAAGGGUGAACCAGGAAUGCAAGGAGCUCCGGGACAAAGAGGAUUCCCUGGACAGCGUGGACGUCCUGGUUUUAGAGGGGAAGCUGGUAUUCCAGGUGCCACCGGCGAGAAAGGUGAUAAGGGAAGUCUUGGUUAUCCUGGGUCACCAGGAGCCCCUGGUAAAGACGGUCCUAUAGGUCUACAAGGUCAACCCGGUCUUAAAGGAAAUCAAGGAUAUCCUGGAAAACCUGGAGCACCAGGAAUUAUGGGCCCUAGUGGAGAUAAGGGCGACCAAGGUUUCCCAGGUUUAAUAGGUCCUAAAGGAGAACCGGGCUUAGCAUCCGACAAAGGUCAAAAGGGUGAAGCUGGAAUACCUGGACAGCCAGGAAGAGACGGUAUGCCAGGUGAAAUGGGCGAAAAAGGUAAUAUUGGGGCACCUGGUAUACCAGGAAUUGGAAUUCCUGGAACUCCUGGAGCUAAAGGUGAAGCUGGUAUAUCUGGUAUAGAUGGAGUUUCAGGACUACGCGGUGAUAAAGGUGAUCAAGGAAUUACAGGACUGAAAGGAAACAAGGGAUCUAUGGGUUUGGCAGGUGAACGUGGACAGCCUGGAGAGCCAGGAAUGAAUGGAUUCCCUGGAGAACCUGGACAACGAGGACAACCAGGUUUUAAUGGGGCCAAAGGGGAUAAAGGUGAUGCAGGUUAUCCAGGACUUAACGGUUUGCGAGGUUUGCCUGGAGUACCAGGGCCUGAAGGUCCUCAAGGACCACAAGGUUUACCAGGCUUUUCAGGACAAAAGGGAGAUAGAGGACUUCCUGGCACAGGCAUUAGUGAAAAGGGAGCAAAGGGUGAUAUCGGUUUAACAGGAUUAGAAGGCAGGAAGGGAGAAAAAGGUGAAAGAGGUCUGCCAGGAGCAAUGGGCUUACAAGGUGACAAAGGUGAUAUCGGUUUAACAGGACUGAAAGGAAAUGAAGGAUUAAUUGGAGUUGCUGGUGAAAAAGGUGAUCGAGGCCCAGCUGGUCCUACAGGUUUACCUGGCUUGGUAAUGGUGGGUGAAAAAGGAUUGCCAGGUCUACCAGGUAAACACGGUCGACCAGGAAAACAAGGUGCUCCUGGAGAAAAAGGAGAUCAAGGCCUUACCGGUCUUCCAGGUAAAGUUGGUGAACCCGGUCUUCCGGGUCCCGUUGGACCUAGAGGAGAAAAAGGUGACCAAGGCCUUGAAGGUGCGGCUGGUGUGCCAGGUAAUGAUGGUUUUCCCGGAGCGCAAGGUCUUCCUGGUGUCAGGGGUGAUAAAGGUGACAGAGGAGAUAAAGGUGCAACGGGGUACGGCUUCCCUGGACAAAAAGGAAACACAGGUCCUCCAGGUACACCAGGACUUAUGGGAUUGAGGGGAGAAAAAGGUGAUCGAGGAACAGAUGGUUACAAUGGGCAGCCUGGUCCUAUGGGUUCCCAAGGUGAAAAGGGUGAACGAGGUCCCCAGGGUAGACCUGGUGAACCGGGUAUGAUUGGUAUGCAAGGUGAUAAAGGUGAAGCUGGACGCUUUAUAUAUGGUGAAAAAGGAGAACGUGGAUUUACUGGACCCCCGGGUCCAACAGGACCUGCAGGACACGAUGGGAAUCCAGGCCUACCAGGUAUGGAAGGAUUACCCGGUAUAAAGGGAGAACGCGGUUUGCCUGGACCAGUAGGGCCACAGGGACCAAGAGGGUCAAUGGGACUUCAAGGACAGCAAGGUGAAAGGGGUGAAACUGGUUUAGUUGGAAGAACAGGUCCACCUGGGGUCCCUGGAGCACCAUGUGUAGAAACAGAUUAUCUAACAGGCAUCCUUGUUGUGCGACAUAGCCAGGGAGAUUAUGUUCUCGAAUGUCCACAUGGUCUCGCUCCGUUAUGGGAGGGUUAUUCCCUUCUGUAUAUAGAUGGCAAUGAAAAGGCCCAUAAUCAAGAUUUGGGACAUGCUGGUUCAUGCGUAAGGAAGUUCAGUACAAUGCCUUUCCUUUUCUGUGACAUCAACGAAGUGUGUAAUUAUGCCAGUCGAAACGAUCGAAGUUACUGGCUGUCAACAAAUGAAGAAACACCAAUGAUGCCUGUAGAAGGAAGAGAUAUCGUGAAGUACAUAUCAAGAUGUGUGGUCUGUGAAGCGCCGGCAAAUGUUAUAGCAGUGCAUAGUCAAUCCAACACCGUACCUGAAUGUCCUGGAGGAUGGAUCGAACUUUGGAUAGGAUACAGUUUUGUAAUGCACACUGGUGCCGGUGGUCAAGGUGGAGGCCAAGCUUUAGAAAGUCCUGGAUCAUGUCUAGAAAGCUUCCGCACAGUACCGUUCAUAGAAUGUAACGGUGAGGGAGGAACAUGCAACAAGUUUGCUAACAAACUCAGUUUUUGGUUGACUACAAUAAAUGAUGAAGAUCAGUUUGCUAUGCCGAAACGACAAACUCUAAAAUCCGGAAAUCUAGUCGAACGUGUAGCUCGAUGCGCAGUUUGCAUGAAGAACACCAAAUAG